AUGAGUGAAAAUGGAAAUAUCUUUGAUCAAUGCCGACGACGUUUAGCACGAUUUGCUGUGUCUUUUGCUCGUCGAUCUUUUGGUCAUCAUUAUUCAUUGUCUUCGUUGAAUGCUUCUACUCGUAUUUGCCAUAUUAAGCCAAUGGGUCAAUUUUUGGAAAAGCCAAAAGUUGAAAAGCAUAACGACCGAGGCAAAAACGAUGACAUUCGGUAUGGUCUUGGAUCGAUGCAAGGAUGGAGAGUGGAAAUGGAAGAUGCACAUGCAACUGUACUGAAAUUAGACGAUAAUCGUUGGUCCCGUUGGUCGUAUUUCGGCGUCUUCGAUGGUCAUGCUGGAUUUCGUACAGCUUCCAAAGCUUCAGAGAAAUUACAUACGCGGAUUGUAUCAUCAUUGAAUACAUUGAUAACCGACUCGAAAUCAACAUCACAAAUAAUGUCCUCCCAACUUGAAUUUCAUAAAUUCGAGUCCGCGAUCAAAGAAGCCUAUUUCAAAUUUGACAGUGAAUGGAGAGAGGAAAAUCGUACUGCGAAUCCAGAUGAUAGAAGUGGCUCGACAGCUAUUUCCUGUUUGAUCGAUCCCGAACGAAUCUAUUUUUUAAAUGUUGGUGAUUCUCGUGGUAUUCUUGUGUCCAAUGAAGGUCGCGUACUUCUGGCAACCAAAGAUCACAAGCCAAAUGAUCAAGCUGAACGUCAACGUAUACAAGAAGCCGGUGGUACUGUUUUAAUUCAACGUGUCAAUGGGUCAUUAGCCGUUUCACGUGCUCUUGGUGAUUUCGAAUACAAAAACAAUACAAACCGACGGCAUGAUCAACAACUUGUCUCACCUGAACCAGAAAUAACAGGCCAUACAAGAAACUUAUCGACUAAUAACUCAAGUAAACAAGAUGAACAGAUCGCUUUUAUUGUACUCGCUUGUGAUGGAGUUUGGGAUGUGGUCACUAAUGAAGAAUUAGCUUCCUAUAUAAUUGCACGAAUGCAAGUCACAGAUGAUCUAAGUGAAAUUUGUAAUUCGAUACUUGAUAUGUGUUUGUAUAAAGGAAGUAAAGAUAACAUGAGUAUUAUUAUAAUCGCCUUCAAAAAUGCGCCAACACCAACUGCCGAUGGUAAAGCCAGAGACGAAGCAAUCGACAAUGAAAUAAGAAAGAAAACUACCGAUCUCUAUAAUCGUAGUGCAAAUAAAGCCAACUUAGACCCAAACACCUUAUGGCAGCAAGUUGUCACAUUUCUCAAUGAACAACCAUCCAUUCGUGAUUCACUUCCGUUCAGCGGUGGAUUUAUAUCGAAACGGUCAGUAUUCGAAAAUGUAUUGGAAUCGCUGACAAAAGGAACACAUGCGCAUAGCAAUUCCGGUGUUGGGAAAUCUUUCGGAGAUACAUGUAUAAAAGCCAAACAUACGUAUCUUUCAGCGAAAUGCAACAACAUCAACGCGGUAUUAUUCUUCGAAUUCAUUUUCGUAGUUUCGCCUGUUGGGUGUCGCUCUGCGCUAGUAAACAUUGAAGACAAUGAUGACCAUAAUGAUCAGUCGUCAUCUAAUUCUUCAUCUACUGAUAUAUCAUCCUCCUCAAGUGGCAACACACUUACUGCAUUGACCCAAUAG
Molecule: messenger RNA, 1596 nt
Organism: Adineta ricciae
Lineage: Eukaryota; Metazoa; Rotifera; Eurotatoria; Adinetida; Adinetidae
Source: the annotation of a GenBank genome assembly